AUGCUGACACGAACUGAAGGGCCAGGGCUGGUCAUCUUGGACGAGAAUUACCUACCUUCCUCUGUUCCUAUCAAAUUAAGCAAACGUGCAUGGGAGAAAGAUUUAACCAUGUUAGCCAGUAGUUGCUUAGGCCUUGGACUGCCAGGAGAGCUGAGCCUGAGCAAUGUGGUUGUCGUACCAGCUGCGCCUGCCCUACCGCUACAAACUAAGAAUAUGAAGGUGGUUACAGUUCUCUUGGUGGGGUUGAUGGUUUGCUCCUGCUUGGCAGCUCCACGUAGACCUAUGAUGGGAGGAAUGCACGAUGAAGAAAGAGUAACUGUUGAAAAUGGAGUUGCAUCCACGGUUCAAAGUUGCGGUUGCGCCCUGGACCGUUCCACAUCGGUGUCGGUGCUUCCAUCUGUUAGCAAGGUGAGGGAGAAGUGGGGAAUGGAGAACCCUUAUAGCAGCACCGACAAUCAUCAUAAUAUACCUAGACAGGACUAUAAUCAGUGGGGAAGCGGCAGCGGCUCCAGCAGUGGUGAUGAUAAUGGUAACAACGAUAAUAAUGACAGCGGAGGUGGUUAAUUAGCUACAAACACCGUGUGUAUAAGAUACACUCCUGUAUAUCUUAAGUUAUUAAUAAUAAGUGUCCCUCUGUAUCGUGAUAAGUGACUCUGCGUCGCUAAACGAAGGAGACUCCAUGCACCUCAAAGUUAUAUAUACUUGUGUGUGUGUAGUCCUAUGUCUGCCUUCUUUCUUGGCGCUUGCAGUGGCAUGUACUCUGUACUGGAAAGUAAGUUUGUAUGUCAAUGGCAUCUCCUGCUUGAUUA
Molecule: messenger RNA, 809 nt
Organism: Coffea arabica (coffee)
Lineage: Eukaryota; Viridiplantae; Streptophyta; Magnoliopsida; Gentianales; Rubiaceae
Source: RefSeq, a predicted model, not a curated record